This is a messenger RNA of Acyrthosiphon pisum (pea aphid), 765 nucleotides long. Its product is annotated as craniofacial development protein 2-like. The transcript has a single exon. Gene Ontology annotation, molecular function: catalytic activity. Bases 1 to 765 code for a protein of 254 amino acids. NCBI's taxonomy places the organism in Eukaryota, Metazoa, Arthropoda, Insecta, Hemiptera, Aphididae. The record is from RefSeq and is a predicted model, not a curated record.
AUGGAUUGUGUACUUAUUGUAAAAGAUUCCGGACGUAAACUAGUCUCCCGUUCGGAUGUCCGGGUGGAGACUACCUUGAGUAAAACAAAACAAAACUAUAAAAGAGUAGGCACAUGGAAUGUAAGAACCUUGAGAAGAAGCGGAAAGUUUGAAAAUUUAAAACUAGAAAUGAGAAGACUAAAUAUUGACAUUAUUGGGAUAAGUGAAGUAAGAUGGCCAGAUCCCGGUGACUUUUGGAGUGAUGAGUACAGAUUCAUUCAUACAGGCUCGGAAAAUGGACAUACUGGGGUAGGCAUCAUCAUGAAUAAACAGUGUGGAGAAAGUGUGAUCAGCUAUUAUCAAUGUACAGAUAGGAUCAUCAUGGUUAAAAUUAACACUAAACCUGCUAUUACAACGAUUAUCCAAGUAUACAUGCCAACAUCAUCACACAAUGACGAAGAAGUUGAAGAAACUUAUGAUAAAAUAGAUGAAGUAAUGGCGAUGACCAAAGCAGGGGAAAAUGUUAUAAUCCUGGGCGACUGGAAUGCAGCAGUAGGCGAAGGGAGAGAGAGUAACAUAACGGGUAGUUAUGGCUUGGGAACCAGAAAUGAGAGAGGAGAACGACUAAUACAGUUCUGUACACAACACAAAUUGACAAUUGCAAACACUUUUUUCCAACACCAUAAAAGAAGAUUAUAUACCUGGAAGAGGCCGGGAGAUACUGCGAGAUAUCAAAUCGAUUACAUUAUUACUAAACAACGCUUUAAAAAUCAAAUUAAACAAUGA